This is a messenger RNA of Penicillium soppii, 1872 nucleotides long. Its product is annotated as glycoside hydrolase family 32 protein. Gene Ontology annotation, biological process: sucrose catabolic process. Bases 1 to 1872 code for a protein of 623 amino acids. Lineage: Eukaryota; Fungi; Ascomycota; Eurotiomycetes; Eurotiales; Aspergillaceae. The record is from RefSeq and is a predicted model, not a curated record. Gene Ontology annotation, molecular function: sucrose alpha-glucosidase activity. The transcript has a single exon.
AUGAAGCCGACAACUGCAUUCCCCCUCAUUUUAGCAACAGGGACGGCAUCUGCUGUCGUGGGCCGGGAAACAACUUCCAUUAAUUAUAACUCAGCACCGCCAAAUCUUUCAACAUUAGCUAAUGCUUCACUGUUCGAUACAUGGAGACCCAAAGCCCAUGCCCUUCCUCCAUUUGGGAAAAUAGGCGAUCCUUGCAUGCAAUAUACAGAUCCUAAGACAGGACUGUUCCAUGUGGGAUGGCUUCAUAAUGGUAUUUCAGCCGCCACAACAGAUGAUCUCGCUACAUAUACAGACGUCAACCCCGAUGGAAACCCAUCGAUUAUCGCAGGUGGAGAAAACGACCCCCUUGCGGUGUUCGAUGGCUCCGUGAUCCCCAACGGAAUUGAUGGCAUGCCCACUCUCUUGUAUACCUCUGUCUCCUAUCUCCCAAUUCAUUGGUCAAUCCCUUACACUCGUGGAAGCGAGACCCAAUCCAUUGCUGUCUCAUAUGAUGGUGGUCACAAUUUCACCAAGCUCAGCCAGGGUCCCGUCAUUCCCUCUCCUCCUUUUGCCGUUAACGUCACUGCUUUCCGUGACCCUUACGUCUUCCAAAACCCGACUUUGGACGAAACUCUGAACAGUACCAAAGAUACUUGGUACACCGCCAUUUCUGGCGGUGUCCACAAUGUCGGUCCUUGUCAGUUCCUAUAUCGGCAGCAUGACCCCGACUUCCAAUACUGGGAAUAUCUUGGGCAAUGGUGGAACGAGCCCGUCAACAGUACUUGGGGAAAUGGCGAGUGGGCCGGUGGAUGGGGCUUCAACUUCGAGGUCGGCAAUGUCUUCAAUCUGAAUGAGAAUGGGUAUAGCGAGAAUGGCGAGAUCUUUGUAACUCUCGGAACAGAGGGUUCUCAAGCUCCUGUUACUCCUCAAGUUUCCUCCAUUCAUGAUAUGCUGUGGGUUGCCGGCAAUGUCACCAACAACGGCUCUGUCUCUUUCAAACCAACCAUGGCCGGUUUCCUUGACUGGGGCUUGUCUGGUUACGCAGCAGCAGGAAAGAUCUUGCCAGCCAGCUCUCAAGCAUCCACCAAAAGUGGCGCCCCCGAUCGCUUCAUCUCAUACGUUUGGCUGACUGGAGAUGAGUAUGAGCUUGCGAAGACCUUCCCCAACGCUCAGCAAAAUUGGACCGGGACAAUGCUAUUCCCGCGUGAGCUGAAUGUUCGCACUAUUCCCAAUGUGGUAGACAACAAGCUUUCCCGUGAAUCGCCAUCUUCUUGGCGCGUGUCUCGCGAGUUCUCUGACCAAGUUGACCUUGAGACAAUGGGAAUAUCAAUUGCCAGAGAGACCUACAGUGCUCUGAUAUCCGGGCAAUCAUCUUCCGAGGCAGGCCGGACCUUGUCCCAGGCUGGUUCUGUUGCAUUCGAGAACUAUCCCUCGAGCAAGUUCUUCGUAUUGACUGCGAACAUCUCUUUCCCAAGCUCGGCCCGUGACUCUGAAGUUCGAUCGGGCUUCCAGAUCUUGACCUCUGAUCUCGAGUCGACGACUAUCUACUACCAGUUCUCCAAUGAGUCUCUGAUUGUCGAUCGUACUAACACAAGUGCUGCGUCUAAGACUACUGCUGGGAUCAGCAGUGAGAAUGAGGCUGGUCGCUUGCGGCUGUUUGAUGUUUUGCGUGACGGAAAGCAGCAGAUCGAGACAUUGGAGCUUACUGUUAUUUUGGAUAACGGAGUGCUCGAAGUCUAUGCCAAUGGACGCUUUGCACUUAGUACUUGGGCUCGGUCUUGGUAUUCGAAUUCUACCGGUAUCAGCUUCUUCCACAACGGUGCGGGUGAGGCGACAUUUGGAAAUGUCACAAUCUUUGAGGGAUUGUAUGAUGCUUGGCCUCAAAGGAGCUGA